GUAAUCUCGGAAAAAUAUAGCAUAUUACAGAGAUUACAUCAUGAAAUAAUAUGAGCUGGAUAUCCAUCCCGUGCAAAUACAGUUCGAAAUCUGGGAAAAUUAUAUCGUGUUAUUUUAUAUUUUUUGUAGGCCACGUCCUGCUUGAACAGACCCCGAUGAGGAGUAUUGUUUCACAGUCCAGUAUCAAACCAGGGAUUUCAUACAAUGGUGAUUUACAACUAAUAACCCUAUCAGAAGUGUAUGCUCGGAAAGAGGUAGUGAUUCAAAUCAAACAAAUUGUAGUAUAAAUUUGUUCAAAAUAAAAACUGGAUUACCCUAAUAUCUAAAUUCUUAUGUGCAACAGAUUGGGGACUUUGGGUAGCAGCUAGAAUAGUUUGCAUUGACACUGAUAGUGAGUGGUAUUAUUCUUCAUGUCGGUCAAAAUCAUGCUACAAGAAGUUGGAGCCAAAAGAAGAGUACCUCUACUGCAAAAAUUGUGACGAAACUUGGGAAGAUGGGAUGUUGAGAUAUAGGGUUAAAAUCAGGGUUUUUGACAUAAAUGGAAAUGCUCCAUUUGUCAUGUGGGACAGGGAGUGCACUGAGUUAUUGGGUAUGAGUUUCCUAGAAUUGAAACAGAAGCAGACACAGGGAAAAAAAGGUGUUCCUGCUGAGCUUGAAGCAUUGAUUGGUCUCAGGUUCAUUUUCAGAAUUGUUGUCCGAAAAGAACAAUUUCUAAACCUCCUAAAUGCAUUUUCUAUAUUGAAGAUUAUAAAUGAUGUGGAAGUGUUAGAGCGACAUGCCCCAGAGUUUAUGCAUGGAAGAAGGGAUAAAGACCUAAGCUCCAACUUGGAGUUUGAGCUUACAGUCGAUGAUUUGUCGGAGGAUGAGGUAAUUUUGUCUUAACAAUUUUUGCUAAUGCUUGGUAACUUGGUCUCUAAUCAUCGACUGUACCUAAACUCAAGCUCAUUUCCUAUGUGUAUGAUGAGGUGGAUGUCAAGCAAGCACAAAGUCUUAUGCAAGCUGUUCCUCAGAGCCUUACUGGUGAUGGUGAUGGAUAUGAAGCCGGUGCUCUCAAAAGGUCCUUAAUUGACUAAUUGUUUAGUACUCAGAAUUCCAAAACGACAUUGAGGAAUUCUCGAGUCUUCAGUGUUCCAAAACGAACAAGGAGGUUGGUGUGAAAACAGAGGAAUUGAAAGAAUUGUGAAAGACAAGAUGGUGACUGUCAAUUGAACUCUGGUCUUUUGGUUUUUAUAAGACAUUAUUCUGAACUUAGGGGGUGAAAUCAUUUGUCUACUUUAUUAGUUUUUGCCUAAGUGUUUGUUGGCUAGGUUGUAAAAGUACUUGACUUUUGUUUUAAAAUAACUGCUUUCUAUGAUAUUCCUAAU
Ipomoea nil (Japanese morning glory) is the source of this 1364-nucleotide messenger RNA. RefSeq lists its product as uncharacterized. The coding region runs from base 499 to 882 and encodes 127 amino acids. The transcript has 2 exons. Lineage: Eukaryota; Viridiplantae; Streptophyta; Magnoliopsida; Solanales; Convolvulaceae. The record is from RefSeq and is a predicted model, not a curated record.